AUGUAUAAUAUAGCCAGGAAACCAUCGGAAUACAAAAACUAUCCAUUUCCAGACUAUCCAACUCCUUAUAUGAAUGUAGAUCAGUCACUGCAGUAUUAUACACCAUAUUACCGUGAACUGCACCCCAAAUCAUUGAAUCCACAAUUGGCAUGUAUCAAACCAGUAAAAUGCCAUGCCCAAACUCAAAUAUAUCCAAAGGGUACUGUGCUUAACACACACAAUGAUUCUUUCAAAACUAACAAACAACUUGAAUAUCCCCUAAAAACUUGCUUCAUCAAACCCAUAACUAAUGACAUAAAAGCUAGGGGAACCCCUAAGUCUAUACUACGAAAUUUUUGCUCUUUCUGGACCGAACCUUGUAUUUGUGGAAAUAAACCAAGAACAUUCGGCAUAGACCCGCAACCGCCGAUUUCUUCUCGUGAAAUACUUAGUAAGAUCAUUAAUACUGCGCCAACUAGUGCAAGGAGUAAUUAUUGGUCUAAAGACCAAGAUAAUACGGAUUCAGCUAAAUUGCAAUCAAAAACUGUGGCUGAUAAUACUGAAAAGGAUGAUCCAAAUCAGGUGGCUCAAAUUAUGCCCUUAUCUGAUAUCAAAAUAACACAUAAAUCCCCUCAGGUAAUUGGAGAUAUAAAACCAUUGAACAGCAAUUCAGAUGACAUACACAUUUCAUUAGCCGAGAAAUUGUCUAGUAAAUUGGAACAGGCCCAAGAAAGGAUUUUGUUAUUGGAACGGGAAAAAUUGUUGCUAGAGCAGUCUCUUUCUGCUAUGAAGAUGGAAAUGGAAGAGUCGAUGACUUGUAUUCAACAAAGUGAAGCGGUUAUGGACACACAGCACAACUAUUCAACGGCAGUUUUGAGUUCAAUCAUCGAUUUUUGUUGUUCUCUUUCCACCCCUAACAAACACCCUGAGGUUAGACAUGCAGUUAGAACUUUUGCACUAGACUUAUUCCAAUUGCUGAUCAACCACAACGCGCCAAAUAACCAUAUUGCAGAGCUUAUAGCACUAAAUGGUAUAUUGGCGGAAACAAGCUAUGUUGAUGCAUUGAAUACACCGAAACAAUUGACAUCAAACGCAACGAAGGCAGUAUUUAAAUCAUCUAAGCCACUAUCAUCAAUUAGACCCUUGUAA
Babesia microti strain RI is the source of this 1128-nucleotide messenger RNA. RefSeq lists its product as hypothetical. Bases 1 to 1128 code for a protein of 375 amino acids. The record is from RefSeq and is a predicted model, not a curated record. The transcript has a single exon. NCBI's taxonomy places the organism in Eukaryota, Apicomplexa, Aconoidasida, Piroplasmida, Babesiidae.